AAUUAUUACAUUUAAAAGUUGCAACAUUCCCGACAAUUAAAACUAUUAAAGUAAAUAAUACUAUUUACCUCUCAUAUAAUAUUGUAGCGCUUACAGGGACAGUGUGCGGCUCCUCACCGAUUUCCGAUUCCCGUUCUGUUGUUGCGCAAUAACGGUGCAACGCUCCGGAGCCUGUCGGAGUUUCUAUACGAUUUCUUUACGAGACGUGUGGGCGGGCGAGUCACCGACGAUCACUAGCGAGGUUUAUGCGCGGCCAUCUAGUUUCGGUCGUUCGCUCGCUCUCGCGUUUACAGUCGGUGUUACGUUUCGCUGUUACACCGGCGCGGCGUACGAAGGAAAAAGCGCGGCGAGCCGAUGAGCCGAGUGAACCGUGACCGAAAUGUGAAAACCGCCGCGUGAAAAGCACCGCGGUUGUCCAAUUCAGGCUGAUUCAAUGAAAACACUUCCGCGAAACGUGCGGCUCCGCAACCGCGCGCGCACCGUUGCGAAGGCCGCCACGUGGAAAGUUCGCGGAAAGCCGCUGAAUCGCGAUUAUCUUGCUGGCGAGCGCACUCGCGCGUUUCUAUCGAGGAGGAAAGGCGGCAAUGCGGUAUCUAGCCAUCAGCUGGCCGAUCUAGAACGUCCGUAUAAAUAUAAACCAGGAAACAUCAUUGUUACAUUUGCCGAGGUCACUUCAUCCUCUUUUUCUUUUUUUGCUGCCGUUUAUAAUUUAUUGUCCUAAAUAUUUAUGAGCUGAUGCAACAUCGAAGGAAGAAGAAUACGUGACGAUCGCUAAAAAUACGCAUUAUGUGUGUGCGUAUUCAGAGAAGCGUUAUCGCCAUAUGAUUAAUCCAGCGCAGACUUCGCGAUGACUCACUCCACGAAAAAAAAAAAAAAAAUCCGGUGCGCCACUUACUUUCGCCAUUUUAUCGUUGUGAUACACGCGCGAUAUAAUUGCAGCCCCAAUCCCCUCAUUGUUACCGCCGGUGAUUCGCCGGUCUCUUUUUUUUUUCCACGCGAUGCGAUGCAACGCAACGGCUUACGCGUCGCUGCAAUGCGCUAUUACAUUCUGAUUACUCGGGCAUAAAUUACGCGAUUCAAUCGAUUCGCUAUCCCGGAGUUUCCUAAUCGCAUUUUCUCGUCGCUCGUGUCUCGCCUUCGAUCCUGGGAGUGUUUUUCCCGCCCGCGGCUCUGGAGGAAAGGGUGGGGGAAGGAGAGGAAAGAAGAAAUUAAAGUUCACGCUAAACGUACUUUCACUUUUCGCUGUUGUGUUGUGCAUGCAUACGACACGCUCGCGCGCGGGAUAAUUGCGCGAGGUGCACAAAGUUGCAUUGUUGCGGCGGAGGCGCGCGCGCGCGCGCGAGCUGCACUCCGGUUUUCCGCGUGCGGUUUCUUUAUGACUCGCGCGGCCCGCGCGCCACCGCGUCCGUGAUUCAUAUUUCUCAUUUAUUCACCGCACUGUACCCUGAUCAGUAGUCAGUCUCAUACGCGCGCACCGUGCACAAGGUUCACGGAGGAAGUAGAGUGGAAAGCCGCACUUCUCUUAUUGGCGAAUGCUAAUCACGAAUGCAGCCUCGGCUAAAGCGAAGGAACCGCCGUCGUCCCCGACGACGACGAGUACCACGAAUGGCAGCGCCGCCGCCGGCGGCAACAACGUCGGCAAUGGACACGCGCCACUGAAACGCAGCUACACCUCCCUGAUGACCACGUUAAUCGAGCAACAUCGAAAACUGGACCGCAGCGUGAGCGAGCCGACGUCGCGCUACAAGACGGAGCUCUGCCGGCCGUAUGAGGAGAACGGAUCGUGUAAGUACGGCGAUAAAUGCCAGUUCGCGCACGGCUACGGCGAGUUGCGCAACCUGGCGCGCCAUCCAAAGUACAAGACCGAGCUGUGCCGCACCUUCCACACGAUCGGCUUCUGCCCGUACGGCCCGCGUUGCCAUUUUAUCCACAAUUUCGAGGAGGCGCGCAUACACAAUCAGAAGGUGAGCGCCCAACUGGGCUCCACGCAGCCCAACAUAGUCGGCCUGAAUCCGCUGAUGAGCGCGGCUGCUGCUGCGGCCGUAGUGUCCGCGACCGGCAACGCCACCGCCGCGAACAAUAGCGCCACCGCCAAUAACGUCAGUGUUAACGUCAGCUUGCUCGAACAACUCGCGUCGUCACAUGCGGCCUUAACCGCAGCGGCUGCCACGUCAAACCUCAUGCGAACGAAUUCAUUGAGCCUCGGCAGUACUAGCGCCAACGGUUUCAAUCAGCCGCCACUGCUACGAACGUCGUCGUUGAGCCUGGCCACGAAUCAUCAUCACACGGUGCACCAUCAUCAUCAGAUGAAUGCCGUAAAUUCGGUAAUCGGGGCGACGAAACCAAAACCGCUCAAUCUUAGCCCGACCUUCUCGCUCGGCAGCUCCGCCGAUUCGGUCUCGCCGUCAUCUAGCCUCAGUCAGUCGCCGACGAACUCCAUGGCGAGCUUCUUCAGCGACGAUUGCAGCCAGCAAACGGUUUCGUGCACGAAUCUGCAGACGACACCGUUCAGUUUUGGUCAGGACUUCAGUCUGCUCGCCUGCUCGAGACAGAGCCCGAGCCCGCGCAACAACGGCGUAUGCAGUCCCCUCGCCUCCGACGAGGUAACACCCAGAACUCCCUCCCCGUUAUCGCCUAACACGGAAUCCAGGUUGCCGGUAUUCAAUAGGAUCAGCAGCACUCUCGGCGACUUCGAUAAUCUCAAGAUCUAAAAUGGUCGCCGUGCGAACCGCAGAGAAGAGAGACGCGAAUUCUCGACGAGUCUCGCGCUCGGAAUAGAAAAGAAAAAAAAAUGAAAAAUAUUAAGAAAACAAAUUUUCACGUGAAUUGACUCGAGAUUUGGGCGAUAGCUUCUCCGCAGUGAAUUCUGUCGGUGGAAUUAACGUCUUUUUUCUUCUUUUUACGCACGCGCGGUAUCACCGUUUGCGUGAUGCGGUUUCCCUUAUCCGUCAUCAUCAGUCGUUUUUUCCUGAGAAACGUUUUAAGCACACGUCAGGUUUCAUUACCCUUGAACUAGUAUCUUCCUCUCUUUUUUUUUAUAUAUAUUAUAACCAUAACAUUCAUAUAUAUCAUCGUACUAUUGUAAUAUAUUACUAUAUUAUUACAUAUAUAUUAUAUUAUCAUAUUAUUAUUAUUAAUACAUAUUUAUCAUCUUAUUCUUUCUUUUCGUCUUCUUUCUCAUAUUCUAUCGUUAGACGCAAGUGACUUUUUAGCAGAAAAAAAAUGAGAUCAGCCCGGAAGUCUCAGUCCUCGUUCAGGCUCGAAUAUGAAAAUGGUCGAAGGCACGAGAAAAGAGGAAAAGGGUUCUGUGGAUAGAUCAGCAGGUGGCACAGGAUACCAAGCGUAAAUUUAUUCCGAAAUGUGACUUUCCUUCGAGCAAGUUGUUCAUUGAUCUCACUUGGUUAGAUCCUCGUCGCGCCUUCCGGUCUCCACGGACCUCACUACCCGCGGCCCCUUCGUUCCAUUGGAUUUUCGAGCUACGAACACAGCGGCGUCGCUAAAUCCGGGGCAGGUAAAAUGUUGCAAUAUCCAAAUAACAUAUACGAUUACGUUUUGUCGAGUUUCUUCUCCGAAUGAGCAAGGGUGGGGAAAGUUGUCUCGAGAGUGAAAGGAGAAGCAAGGAUAAGCACUCCAGCGAGCGAGCGAGCGAAAGAACGAGAGAAAGAGGGGAAUGGAAGAGAGGAAUAUAUGACAGAGUGAGUGAGUGAGUGAGUGAGUGAGAGAAUGAGAGCGAGAAAGAGGGGGCGAGGUGGAAAGAGUGAGAAACGCGUGAAGCCAAUUAACGCACUGCAAACGGCGCCGUUCGCCGCAAAGCGGUUAUCAGAAAAUUGCAUUUCGGAAUUGGACACGUUUUAUCGUGACUACCGCUUUUAUCGUAGUCGCUCCGACCAGUUGGUCCCGGAAAACAUUUAGCGCAUCGCGGAUAAACGAGACCGAUUGGCGGCGUGAACAUUCAUGACAAUGUGUUUUCAAUUCCCCUUGUUUUAUGCUCGCAUAGCGCGAGAUUGCUUCAUUACCACGGUUGUUGUAUUAUUAAACACGUGUGCGCGAGACCCUGUUUCUUAAAUCGGCGCCUUUGCUAAAACAAAAGGUUUUCCUUCCUAACAAUUUUCAUAAAUGGACUGUAAAGCAGAGACUAUAGAAUAGUUUUAACAUUUUCUUCUAUUUUUGUUCUUUUUGUUUUAUUAGUCGUGUGAAAAGCAACCAGGUAGCAGAUAGUUUCUUUUUCUCCUUAAAAAAAAAAAAUUCAUGCAGCGACACCGUUUUCAGUGCGAUAGCGCAAGCAAGUGCCUUUUGUAAACUUCUCGAUUGUCUUCCAUAUUACAAUGUGUAUAGGCUACACGGUACGAAUGAUGUGAGAGAAUGAUAAUUCUUAGGAGGUGGAGAGAGCGAGAAAGAGUGUGAGAGAAAGUUGAAAGGAAUCAGCUGGACAAUAAUAAGAGAAACUAGUGUGAUUGAGUAUGUGUUGCGUUUGGGCAAAAUAAAUGUAUGAAAAAGUAGAUAUAUAUUUUACAUGUAUAUAUCAUAAUGUAUACAUAAUAUAUACAUAAUAUACAAACAAACACAUACACACAUCGAGAAAGAAAAGAUACAUUUCACGUGAUCGAAUUGUUUGCGGAACGCUCGUGUCAUUUACCGACUGGCGUUCCCCUUUUCUUGGAUGGUAGAAAACACUUCUUUCUCGUCGCGAGGCUCGUUGACUUCUGCCUUUCAUUUUUUUUUUUUUUAUAUAUAUACACAUGUAUAUGUUACGUAUUUAACGUUAUAUGUUGCACCCAUGAUCGCGACGAGGAGAGAGAGAGAGACUCACUUCGGCGCGAAUGACAGAGCUAUGGUGAUGCCGAUUUAUUUCAUAUGUAUUGCCCUUUCCCAAUAAAAAAAAAAUGUGAUAACUGUAAUACUAUGUUAAAAAAUGUGGUAUCGCAUAUAGAAAUAUUUACUAUUAUAAAAAAUAUGCUAUAAUAAAAAUGCAAAGAGUAAGAAGAGUGUGAGAGAGAAGGAUGAGAUUAAUGAGAUGGAUGAAUGAACGAAGAGAGAAAGAGAAAGAAAAUAGCGAAAGAGAGGCGGAAGUCGGAACGCUCGCGCGGGCCGCGUGAUUUCUCGAAGAGACAUAAUUUUUUUUUUUUAUAUUUGUUUGUGACGCUUCGCUCGAGAUACAAAUUUAAAAUUGCAAAAAUCGGAAGAACAGUCCCGCAAAUCUCGACGGGAAAACGCCGACCCCGCGUCGCUUCGACGUGAAUUAAUAAUUACAAACAAAUAUAAACGCCUACAAACUGACGUGGUUUUCGAAAAUCGAUAUCAUUCUGUAUAUAAGCGCUAAACUCUUAUGCUUAUACAAGGUAUAUUUUCGUUUAAUUUAUAUUUGGAUGCAACUUGUUAUUAUAGAUUUACUUUAUUAUUUUAUUAAUAUAAUUAUUUUUAUUAUUAUUAAUUAUUAACUAAUUAUUAUAAUUAUUACUCCAUCAUUAUAUUAUUAUUAUUCACAAAUAAUUAUCACUUCAUAAUCAGUGCUCCCCCCCGUAAUGAACUGUUGGUUUUGCCCAUUGCCUCUUUAUCUCUCCUUUUCUUUUCACCAUACAUACAAAUAAACGCGAGUGCUUCCUUAUCCCGUUACAAAAUGCACUAGUUGAUCGUCGUCGACGCGCGAGCGGUAUCGACGACGUCUAACAUAGUGCUAUUGUUGCGUCAUUAUUAUAUUAUUAUUAUUAUUAUUAUUAUUAUUAUUAUUAUUAUUAUGUAUAUCAUUAUUAUUUUCAUCGAUAUAUCUAUUCUAUUUAGCACCAAUCAUUCCUCCCUAUCAGUCGACUCCCCUCAUACCUCUCAUCGUCGUCGUCGCAGAACCAAAAAGAACCUCUGUACUAUUUAUAAUCAAUUGUAUAUAGUUUAUGCUAUAUAUAGAACUUCAAAAUUAUUCGCGGUACAUAAAAAUUAUGACGCAAACGAUUCGUAUUAUUAACGCUUUAAUGACUCAGAAUUUUGUCGCGAGUUUCAAAAGCUGAUCUUCGAACCGACAUUCGUUCUUUCCCUUACCGUUCGCGUUUUAGCCGCACACAAUCAAGGCGUACUUCAGAAAUGGAAUAUGAGUGCUUUUCUGAUUUUCUUAUACUGGGAUCAUAUUUUUCUGAGUGCUGCCAAGAUUUUUAUAGAAAUUUUCUUUCUUUUUAAAUGAUUUUAUUUCAUGUCCAAAAUGCGAGCGAUAAAGGAGGAACGCGAUAAAGAAAGAGGUGAAAUUCAUUGCGAAAAUCGGAACUAAAUCUUAUCACUGCUUACAGGAACAAAACUUGAGGGCUCUUUAAUUUGAAGACGUUAUGAGUAUAAUGAUUGCAUUUAUCUAAUUUGGAAAUAUCAAAAAACUAAGAAAUUGUAUGAAUUUCAAGCGAUAAAAAAUAUGAUGCACCGUAAUUUAUUUAUUUAAUGUAUUUAAAAGCUAUAUUUCUGAUAAACAUUCUUGGACAUUUACUUAUAUUCAUGUUCUCAACAUACGUUUAGUAUUAAAUGAUGACCCUCUUUAACGCGCGAGGAAUUUUCGACUGUUAACUAAAUCCAAAUAAGACGAUUUUU
Solenopsis invicta (red fire ant) is the source of this 6561-nucleotide messenger RNA. It is a transcript of the gene Tis11, whose product is annotated as protein TIS11. The record is from RefSeq and is a predicted model, not a curated record. The transcript has 2 exons. NCBI's taxonomy places the organism in Eukaryota, Metazoa, Arthropoda, Insecta, Hymenoptera, Formicidae. Bases 1533 to 2711 code for a protein of 392 amino acids. Gene Ontology annotation, molecular function: mRNA binding; metal ion binding.